Molecule: messenger RNA, 747 nt
Organism: Trichophyton benhamiae CBS 112371
Lineage: Eukaryota; Fungi; Ascomycota; Eurotiomycetes; Onygenales; Arthrodermataceae
Exons: 2
Coding region: 1-747 (248 amino acids)
Biological process (GO): mRNA processing
Cellular component (GO): catalytic step 2 spliceosome; Prp19 complex; precatalytic spliceosome
Source: RefSeq, a predicted model, not a curated record
AUGAGAAGGAGAAGCGGACGAGAAGGAGCAGCAGCAGCAGCAGCUGGCGAUAGAAAGGGGGAAAGGGAUGAAAAAAAAGAGUCAAGGGCAGGCAGGAUGUCGCUGAUCAACGAGACGCAUGAUUCACUUCCAUACAUCGACGAGGACGUGACGCCUCAGGUGCGCGCAGAGCUCAGCAGACUCAUUGACGCCGAGCUCCCUGCAGACAACCGGUCGACUCUCCAUCCAUCUCUGCCAGAGCUCCCGCCGACCAAGUUCUCGCCUCUGAUAGAGCAGGAGCUUGAGAGAAAGGCGAGAAACGAACCCAUCUCUGGUGGAAUUGAUCUGUCUCGAUAUGAAGCUCCAGAGAUACCUCCUUCCUCCACAGACCCGAACGCCGACCCUGCCACCGUUAUAGACGACUGGAGACAGACUCUGCGACGCGCAUACGCUGCACACCUUCAUCUGUCCAUCAGGAAGGAGAACCUAGCUUUGCUAGAAGCCCAUGGCAAGAACGCGUGGUUGAUUGGCAACAUGCAGUUAGAGGAGAUCCUGCGACGCACUGAAAAGGAGCUGCAUGAUACCACUGAAGCCACGGAGGCAGUUAAUCGAGAGAGGAAGCUAAGGCAAGAGAGCGUCAGGGGAGAACUAGCGGCUCUGGAAGAUACAUGGAGACGGGGAGUGAGCGGAACUUUGGAUGUUGAGAUUGCAGCUGAGAAACUCAGGAGGGACAUUCUAGACAUGAGGCGGCAGCAAGCACAACCCUAG